AUGAGUACGGAGCGGACAAAGGGAGACGCUCCCACAGAGCCAAAGACCAAAAGCAUUCGCUGGGGAGUUGCUGCGGCUCUAAUCAGUCUUCUGAGCAUUGCCGCAGUGAAACUGGAUCCCGAACUCUUCAAGAGCUCGCUAGAGACAAUCCAGUUUCCCCUGACCAGCAUCUCAGAAGUCUUCAGUAAGAUGCAGAAUGAGAGCAGAACCUUUGAAGCCAUGUACAAACAGUAUUCGAUUCAGUGUCCGGCUCAGAAGUACCAAACACAUAUAUUCACGACAGAUCCUUUGAUAGUCUACAUCGAGGAUUAUCUCAGCCACGACGAGACUGUAUAUCUGCAGCACCUGGCUGAAUCUCGCUUCAUGGAGUCCCCAGUCUCAAAGGGCUAUAGACUUGACGAGUACGACACUUCGAUCCGGUCCUCACAGUCUGCAGUUCUCCCUCGUGACCCUGUUGUUGCCUGUAUCGAGCAGCGUACUAUGGACUUCCAAGGCUUCCAAUCUCUCAACCGUUUGGAAGACCUGCAGGUUGUCAAGUACGGCAUCAACGACCAGUUCCGACCACACUUUGACUGGUUCGGCGGGAUGGAGAACCCGCGCGUGUCCACUAUCUUUGCAUACCUGGAAUGCGAUGGCUGUGUCGGUGGCUCGACCCAGUUUCCGCACUAUCGAGGCUCGUUCCCGGCGCACUGGUGCCGGUUCAUUGACUGCGAAGAUAACGAGGACAACCGGCAAGCGGGUGGUGUCGGGUUCAAGGUCCUCCGUGGCAAUGCGGUCUUCUGGCGAAAUCUGUAUGAGAAUGGGACCGGGCAUCCUGGUGUCUGGCAUGCAGGAAUGCCGGUUCGACAGGGUAAGAAGUACGGAUUGAACAUUUUCACGAGGAGGGAUAACAUCUUUGAGGAGAGUAACAAUGCUCAGGAGAGUUCUUAA
Aspergillus clavatus NRRL 1 is the source of this 930-nucleotide messenger RNA. RefSeq names its product putative 2OG-Fe(II) oxygenase family oxidoreductase. Gene Ontology annotation, molecular function: L-ascorbic acid binding; procollagen-proline 4-dioxygenase activity; iron ion binding. Gene Ontology annotation, cellular component: endoplasmic reticulum. NCBI's taxonomy places the organism in Eukaryota, Fungi, Ascomycota, Eurotiomycetes, Eurotiales, Aspergillaceae. The transcript has 2 exons. Gene Ontology annotation, biological process: peptidyl-proline hydroxylation to 4-hydroxy-L-proline. The record is from RefSeq and is a predicted model, not a curated record. The coding region runs from base 1 to 930 and encodes 309 amino acids.